AUGAAUGACCAGUACCACCGAGCAGCCCGGGAUGGCUACCUGGACCUCCUGAAGGAAGCCACCAAGAAGGACCUGAACUCGCCGGACGAGGAUGGCAUGACCCCGACCCUAUGGGCCGCCUACCACGGCAACCUGGAUGCCCUGCGCCUCAUUGUCAGCAGAGGGGGCGAUCCAGACAAAUGUGACAUCUGGGGGAACACCCCUCUCCACCUGGCAGCAGCCAACGGCCACCUGAACUGCCUUUCCUUCCUCAUCUCUUUUGGGGCCAACAUCUGGUGCCUGGACAAUGACUACCACACCCCGCUGGACAUGGCAGCCAUGAAGGGGCAUAUGGAGUGUGUGCGAUACCUGGACUCUAUUGCUGCCAAGCAGAGCAGCCUCAACCCCAAGCUGGUGAGCAAACUGAAGGACAAGGCCUUUCGGGACGCAGAGCGGAGGAUUAAGGACUGUGUGAAGCUGCAGAAGAAGCACCACGAAAGGAUGGAGAAACGGUACAGAAAGGAGAUGUCUGAUAAUUCGGAUACCAUGAGCUUCUCCAGCUAUUCGAGCAGCACCUUAAGCAAGAAGUUCCAGCACAUGUCUAUGGUGACUUCCCUGCCAUACUCACAAGCCACCAUCCAUGGCACAGCCAAGGGAAAGACAAAAAUACAAAAGAAGCUAGAGAAGAAGAAGCAGGUGGAUGGGACAUUCAAGAUCUAUGAGGAUGGGAGGAAAAGCGUGCGGUCUCUGUCUGGCCUGCAGCUGGGGAACGACGUCAUGUUUGUGAAGCAGGGCACAUAUGCCAGCCCCAAGGAGUGGACUCGACGUAAUAUCAGAGACAUGUUCCUCACGGAUGAAGACACUGUCUCCCGUGCCAUAAGUGACCCAGGUUUGCACGUGGACUCGGCCCACUCGGAAGUCAGCACCGACUCCGGCCACGACUCCUUGUUCAACCGCCCCGGGCUGGGCACCAUGGUGUUCCGGCGCAACUACGUCAGCAGCGGGCUUUUUGGGAUCGGCCGGGAGGAUGCUGGCACGCUGGGUGAAGACAAUGCAGAUGGGGUAGGUGUCAAACUGCGGAGCCGCCUGCAGCGCUCGCCAAGUCUCAAUGACAGCAUUGGCAGUGCCAACAGCCUGCAGGAGAGGAACGCAGAGGAGCUACCCUGGGAUGAGGUGGAGCUGGGCUUAGAUGAUGACGACGAACCAGACACCAGCCCCUUGGAGACUUUUCUGGCUUCCCUGCACAUGUUUGAGUUCAUCUCCAUCUUGAAGAAGGAAAAGAUUGACUUGGAGGCCCUCAUGCUAUGUUCAGACAAUGACCUGAAAAGCAUCAAUAUCCCAUUGGGCCCCAGGAAAAAGAUUGUGGAUGCCAUCCAGAGGAGACGGCAAACUCUGGAGAAGCCAGACGUCAUUGUAGACACUGAACUGUAA
Leptosomus discolor (cuckoo roller) is the source of this 1410-nucleotide messenger RNA. RefSeq names its product USH1 protein network component sans (gene USH1G). Gene Ontology annotation, molecular function: protein binding. Lineage: Eukaryota; Metazoa; Chordata; Aves; Leptosomiformes; Leptosomidae. Gene Ontology annotation, biological process: sensory perception of light stimulus; sensory perception of sound; equilibrioception. The record is from RefSeq and is a predicted model, not a curated record.